AUGCCACUGCGCUGUUUGUAUAUUAUUGAGCUAACCGAUACUGAGGAAGGAGGCUUGGAGUUGGUUGAUCCAUCAUGGUCAGCAGAACAAGACUCCACUGAAAUUGAAACAACAACGGCUCCCGAUGUGGAGAUGAACAUGAGUGAUAUCAGAUCAGAGUUCAGUGAAUACUCAACUGUAUCACGUAAAAGCAGUCUGUACAACGGCCCAGAGGAAGGUCCACCACGGAAAAAAGUAAAAUCACCACCUGUAAUAUCACCAACAGGUUCAUCGACAAGUCUGUACAGUGGUGGAAGUAGUUCCAUUGACUGGACAACCACUGGAACAACGCUGGAAAUGCAGGGAACUCGGGUAACUAGAACCCAAUAUGGAUUCAGAACACUACAGGAAUCGUCAGCAAAAAUGUGCCUAAAAGUUACUGGCUAUCCGCUACCGGUUAUCACUUGGUAUAAGGAUGACCAGUUGUUACAAGAAGACAAUCGACACACAUUCUAUGCUGAUGAAGACGGAUUCUUUGCCUUAACUAUCGACCCAGUACAAAUUGAGGAUACUGGCAGGUAUACUUGUAUGGCCACUAAUGAGUACGGUCAAGCAUCCACUUCAGCGUUCUUUAAAGUCAUCAAAGUUGAAAAAGAAGCAGCUCCACCAGCUUUUGUCAAUACAUUAAAAGAUCAGGAAGUAAAGGAGGGCGAAGUUGCAUGCUUCGAAUGUGAAGUUGAAGGAUGGCCUGAACCUGAGCUUAUGUGGCUCGUUGACGACCAGCCGUUAAGACCUUCUCAUGACUUUAGAUUAGAUUAUGAUGGGCAGAACGCACGGCUUGAAAUUCGAGACGCUCAACCUGAAGAUACAGGCACUUAUACAGUACGUAUCAAAAACGAAUAUGGCUCUGCUGAAUCGAACGCUAAACUUACAGUUGAACCUGAUCCAGAUCGUAAUCAUGUUGCUCCAGAGUUUCAGACAUCUAUGGAAGAUGUUGAAUGUGACGAAGGAGACGAUGUUAGGUUUAAAACUGUUCUAACUGGUGACCCCAAUCCAGAAGUAUCUUGGUUGGUUAAUGGAAUACCGCUAACAGAAUCUGAUAAAAUUAAAUUUAUCUCUGAAGAUGGUAUUUGUAUCUUAACAAUUAAAAAUGUUACGCGGCAUUUUGACGGCAUUGUUUCUUGCAUGGGUGUUAAUCGCCUUGGAUCUCAGAUCAGUGAAGCAAGGUUAAAAGUGCGUAUACCUCCUACGCCUCCACAGUUUGAUCGACCGUUGGAGGACAAAAUUGUUCAAGAGGGUUCACGUAUUCUUUACGAUAUUGAAAUUAGUGGCUAUCCCGAGCCAAGCAUAUCAAGUGGUGACUAUGGCAUUGAAAUAAGUGGUAGAGGUGAAGGUAUCUACCGUCUUGACGUGACAUCUGCGGAUGUUCAGAAGCAUGACGCGGAAUUUGCUUGUAUUGCCAUUAACGAGCAUGGACAGGCAGAAAGUAGAGCACGGGUGGUUGUUGAACCGGUGGAAGAAGAGUCUCGCGCAGCACCAACAUUUAUUAAAGAUAUAGAAGAUCAGAAAGUCAAGCUUGGCGAACUGGCAGUCUUUGAAACGUCGGUGCGUGGAAAUCCAAAGCCAGAAGUCUCAUGGUUUAUUAAUGGUCGUAAGCUUGAGAAAAACACACCUGGAGUUCGAAUUGAAACAACCGACAUGGACCACAAAAUAACCAUUGAUUCAGCACAAUAUGCUGGCACAGUUCUUUGCAGAGCUGAAAAUGCGGUUGGUCGCUACGAAACAAAAGCGAAACUAACUGUUUUGAGUCCAGAAAAACCAAAGAAGAAACCCACAGUAAAGGAAGGCUUGCAAGACCAAACUAUUGUUGAAGAAUCUACUGUGACUUUUGAAGCCGAGAUUGAAGGAGAACCCAAACCAACUUACAAGUGGUAUUUGAAUGAAACUCAACUGGAAGAAUCGGAAAAUAUUCUAAUCCGUGAGUUCGCCGGAAGUUGCAAAAUAGAGCUCCAUAAUGUGAGCCUUAAACAAGGAGGAACCAUCAAACUUGUGGCUGAAAAUUCUGAGGGAAGCUGUGAAUCAGUUGCUAAACUGAUUGUUACUGAAAAGCCACAUGCACCAAAAUUCACGGUUAAACCUAAAAAUGUUACUGUCGUGCGGGGAUCUGAAGCUAGGUUUGAAGCAGAAGCGAAAAGCAUUCCGGAGGCUACCUAUCAAUGGGCAAUUAACGGGCGUAAAAUCCGCGACACGACAACGGGUGCCCGCAUUGAGUCAGCUGAUGGGGUCUCCAUUUUGAUUCUUGAUACUGCUAUUUGGGACUCAGGGACAGUAACAGUUUUGGCAGAAAAUGCGCAGGGUUGUGAUGAAGCUGGAGCGCUUUUGACAGUAGAAGAAAAGAAGGCGGAAACGAUGGAAGAAAAAACAGAUGUUCAUAUUGCAGAAGAAACUGGCGAGCAUAAAGUAGUAGAAUCCAGAGCAGAAGAGCGUUAUGAAGAAAUUUCAAUGACACAGCGAAGAAUGGAAGUCAGGAAGAAUCUGGAAGACCAGUACGUUAAACCAGGUGAAACUGCUCAGUUCGAAGUCAUUGUACAGAAUGCUGAUGAACUUCAGUGGUAUAACAAUGGCAAAUUAUUAUCAGACGAUAUGCCAGGGGUUAAAAUAACAUCCACUCAGAACUAUGAGUUCCGCCUUAACAUAGACUCUACCCAAUAUGCUGGCGUUAUAACUGUAAAAGCCAAAACAGCAUUUGAAACCCUGGAAACCAGCGCCAACUUGGUGGUGGAAGAACCGUCCGUACCGCCACAAAUGACUAGUCAGUUGCAGAAUAUUACUGUGACUGAAGGUCAAACCCUGAAAAUGGAAAUAAGAUCUGAUAGAGACAGCAAAUUUGAAUGGAAGCUUAAUGAUAAACCAUUGAAGGGAAUGGAAAAUGUAGAAAUAACAGAAGAAAAAACAUACAGUAAAAUGGAAAUCAAAGAUGUUACUAAAGAGCAUGCAGGAAAAGUUACGGUUACAGCUAUUAAUGAAACUGGUGAAACUAGUUCGACAUCUGAAGUUACAGUGAAGGAGAGAACGGAACCUCCAAUUAUUAUGAAAGGACCACAAACAGUCAGUAUAAAGGAAGGCGAAGAUGCAAAAUUCACGGCAGAGUUUGUUGGGAAACCAACGCCGACAGCAACAUGGACACUCAAUUCAGAAACUUUAGUGGAAACUGUCAAUCGUGUUGAGAUUAUAACUGAAGAACACAAGUCGUCAGUCAAUAUCAAAAAGUGUACAGUUAAAGAUUCGGGAGAAAUCGCUAUAAUUACAGAAAAUACAUUGGGAAAAGAUAUUAGAACGGCUAUUUUACAAGUUUCACCCGACGAGAAAAAACCUGUGUUUGAAACUCAGUUGAUUGAUCGUAGUGUUGAUGAAGGAGAGCCUUUGCGAUGGGAUGUUAGGAUAGCACGACCAUACGAUUCAACAAAAGUGUCAUGGUAUUUGAACGAGAAAGAAUUGAUAAGCAGCGAAGAAGUUCAGAUUAUUAAUCAUGGCGAUGGACAUCACCAUGUAACAAUAUCUGAAGCACGUACUGAGAUGAAUGGUAUUUUGGUAUGCAGAGCAGAAAACAGUUUUGGAACAUCAGAAUCAAGAGCGACUAUCAACGUCAAAGAAGUUGACAGUAAACCAGUGUUUACAAGGAGCAUUCAAGAUCAUGAAACUGUUGAAGGAGAAUCUGUUAAAUUCAGUGCUAUUGUGCGCGGACGCCCUACGCCGAAAAUUGUUUGGUAUUUGAACGAAGAAGAAGUAAAAAGUUCUGAAGAAAUUUCUAUCAAACGUGACGAGUCUACCGGAAAAGUUUCACUGAAAAUACUGAAACCGGUCGAAAGCCAAACUGGAAAAAUAACUAUUCGUGCUUCGAACAGUGUGGGUGAAACAGAAUCUAGCGCUAAACUUGUCGUCGAGAAAAAGAAGGAACCACCUAGGUUUCUGGCUGAUAUGGACAGCCGCCAAGUUUACGAAGGUGAUACAGUUAAAUUUGCGGUUACUGUUGCUGGAACACCUACUCCGGAAGUUCAGUGGUUCCUUAAUGGUGAACCAGUUGCCUCGACAAGCAAUAUUACCAUAGUUGAAGAAAAUGGAACCCAUACAGUUACGAUGAAACAAGUAAUACCAGAACAAAGCGGAGAAAUUUCUUGCGAAGCUCGAAAUUCAGCUGGACAUAAAAAACAACAUGCUACAUUGACUGUGAAGCCAACUGGAGAAGCACCUACGUUUGCAAAGAAUUUGGAAGAUCGUCUUGUUGAAGAAGGCGGAAAAUUGCAUAUGGAGGCUACAUUAUCAAAGACAAAACCAAAACCUGAAAUAACAUGGCUCCGCGAUGGCUCACCGCUGAAGGACAAACGUUUCAUAACAGGCAUGACCGAAGAUGGAGUGCUAACACUGGACAUUGAGGAAACUCAGCUUAGUGAUAAAUCUAGAAUCACCAUAAGAGCAGAAAAUUCUUUUGGUAUUGCAGAGUGUUGUGCCUCCAUUGGUGUGCAAAAGAAACGACCAUUAGCAAAACCAUCCUUCCUUUCUGAUAUUGCUCCUAUAUUUGUUAAAGAAGGUGACACUCUUGAGGCCAAAGUGUUGAUUACUGGUGAUCCUUCACCGUUUGCAAAGUGGUAUAUCAACGACCAGCUGGUAGUUGAAACUGAAGACACAGAAAUUAAAUCAGAAAAUGGCAUAUACACGCUAAAGAUAUUUGGUGCAAGCAGAGACAUGACAGGUACCAUCAAAUGCACAGCUUACAAUCGUAUGGGUGAGAUUACCACUGAGGGCAAAAUUGAGGUCAUAUCUGCUAUCCCAGUAGAAUUUGAAUCAACGCUCUGUGAUGCAACCUGCCGUGAAGGUGAUACAUUAAAACUAAAGGCAGUAUUACUUGGUGAACCGACUCCAGAUGUUACAUGGUACAUUAAUGGAAAAAAACUACAAGAGAGCCAAAACGUUAAAAUUCAUGCUGAAAAAGGCACUUAUACAGUAACGAUAAAGGAUAUUACAAUUGAAUAUUCUGGCAAAGUUGUGUGUGAAGCAGUAAAUGAAUUUGGAAAAGCCUCUUCAGAAGCAAUGUUACUUGUGCUUCCAAGAGGAGAGCCACCAGAUUUUAUUGAAUGGCUCAGCAACAUUAAAGCACGUCAAGGUUCUCAAGUAAAGCACAAGGUAGUGUUUACUGGUGAUCCACGACCUACACUGACCUGGUACAUCAACGGUGAAGAGAUGCAUAACAGUGAAGAAAUUUCAAUUGUUACUGAGCAGAAUACAUCAACCCUUACUAUAAAAUCGUUUAAGGCGGAAAAACAUACUGGCGAGAUUAUUUGUAGAGCUGAAAAUGAAGCUGGCGAAGUAUCCUGUACAGCGAGCAUGGGAGUUUACACUUCUGAGAUGUAUUCGGAAUCAACCUCAGAAGCGAUGGCUGAAGAAAUUGACACUGUUUCAGAACAAGGCACAGAUAACGAAGAGUCCUUGGCUGAAUCAGCACAGAUACGAACACCAACACCAAUUUUAGCACCAAAGUUUAUCACUAAGAUUAAAGACACUCGUACGGCGAAAGGAAGUCAAGCAAUAUUUGAGUGCGUUGUGCCUGACUCAAAGGGUGUUGUCUGUAAAUGGUUGAAAGAUGGCAAGGAAAUUGAGUUGAUUGCGCGAAUUCGAGUACAGACGAGAUCUAUUGAAGGCUUUACUACUACUGAACUAAUUAUAGAUGAUGUACAGACUGAUGACGCUGGUCUUUACAGCGUUGUAGUUGAAAAUGUUGCUGGAAUGGAGACAUGCCAAGCCAACCUAUAUGUUGUUGAAGAAUUAAAGAAGCCAGAAAGCCGGGCGCCAGAAUUCACUAUAGCUUUACGUGACAAGAGUACUCAAGCUGGCGAAAAAUCAGUUUUUGAAUGCAAAGUUACUGGUGAACCACAACCAAAAGUAACAUGGUAUCAUGAAAAGAUUGAGCUAGAAGACACGGGUAAGAAGGUGAAAAUUGAGUCGUCUGGGGAUAUCCAGCGGCUUACAAUAGCUUCAACUGAAUUUGAUGAUCAUGGCAAGUACACAUGCGUGGCCGAAAAUGAAGCGGGUACUACGCGAUCAGAGGCUACACUAACAGUUCACGCUGAAGCACCACAGUUUACACGUCAUAUUACUGACAAAGAAAUAAGCAUCGGUGAGAAACUGAUUUUGGAGUGUUCUGUCAGUGGUUUGCCCAAGCCUGUUGUGCAGUUUUUCUCCCAGUCAACUAAACUUGUUUCCAACAAUCGUGUUUCUGUUGAACAUGAUCAGACAAACGUCCACUGGCGUUUGGUAAUCAAAGAACUAACUAAGGAAGAUUUCCAAACAUACACUGCUGUCGCUACAAAUUCGGUUGGAGUAGCUGAAAGCAAGGCUACGGUGAAAGAAAAGGAGGUUGUUGUGGAGAAGGAGUCUGUUGAAGCAACUGCACUAGAGUUUCCGCGUUUUACGGAAGAGCUUUCUACAGUAACAGUUCAAGAGUCAGAAACAGCCCAGUUUUCUGUUGUUGUUUCUGGAAAGCCAGAACCGGUGUUGGAAUGGUAUAAGGAUGGUAAACCAAUUACAGUAGACCAUACACACGUUAUUACUAAAGAAGAAGACGGGCGACACAUUCUUAUUAUCAAGGAAGCAAGGACUGAAGACGUUGGCACUUACUCGUGUAAAGCAACCAAUAAAGCUGGUUCUCUGGAAGUUGCUGCCCAACUCGCGGUUGAAGUCGCUUUACAGCCAGUGUUUAAGGAGACCUUGACCGAAGUAAAAGUACAUGAAAACGAGACUGCUCGACUGUCAGUUGUUGUCGAGGGAAAACCGCAACCGGUAGUACAGUGGCUGAAGGAUGGAUUCCCGGUGAAUAUUGACAACGAGCACAUCUUAACCAAGAUAGACGAAAACGGAAGGCACGAGUUAGUGAUCAAAGAAGCUAGAGUAACUGACAGUGGCACAUAUUCUUGCACUGCCACGAACAAAGCAGGAACUGUUGAGACAACGGCUAACUUUGCAGUAGAAGAAACUCUUGAAGCGCCGAAAUUCACUCAAGAACUGGUCGAAAUGUCAGUGACUCCUGGAGAUACUGCAGAACUUGUGGUUAGUGUUGAGGGACGUCCAAUGCCCAAGGUUGAGUGGCUUAAAGAUGGUAUCUCAGUGAACAUUGACAACGUUAGUGUCUUUACUAAGAAGGACGACAGAGGGCAGCACACAUUAAUAAUUAAAAACGCUAAGGUUGAGGAUUCUGGAAAGUACAUUUGUAAAGCAACUAACGAUCUUGGGACUGUUGAAACACAGUGUAAUUUCACCAUUGUAGAAGUGACUAAAGCUCCGACAUUUGAAGAAGGCUUGUGUGAUGUCUCAGUUCAAGAAGCUGAAAGUGCUUCUCUAUCUGUGGUAGUUAGUGGCACCCCAACUCCUGCCGUUCAGUGGUUUAAGAACGGUGCACCUAUUGAUAUUGAUAAUACUCAUAUCCUUGUGGCGCGUGAAGCAGAAGGGCGUCACACUCUUUACAUUAAGUGUGUUAAUCUUGAAGAUGCCGGAACAUAUUCAUGUAAAGCUGAAAACAAGGCAGGUGUAGUAGAAAGUAAAGCUAACUUUGCAGUGCAAGAAAUUUUGGAAGUCCCACGUUUUGUUGAGGAACUACAACCAGUCACCGUAGAAGAAAACCAAACUGCUACAUUAUCUAUAGUCGUCGACGGCAGACCUCAGCCUGAAGUUCAGUGGUAUAAAGACGGAACUCUAAUAACUAUCGAUGGCGAUCAUUAUAUUGAAAAGAAGAACGGUGUUGGACGACAUGAACUUAUAAUCAGACAAGCCCGAACUGAAGACGUCGGGGCCUAUUCAUGUAAGGCGACGAAUGCAGUAGGAAAGGCAGAAACUGAGGCAAAUUUUGCUGUCGAACAAUCAGUAAAACUACCUCAAUUCACGGAAGAACUUGAAGAGUUGUCAGUAACGCAAGGAGAAACUGCGACUCUUAAAGUAUCUGUAGAGGGAACUCCACAACCGGAGGUGACAUGGCUAAAAGCUGGCGUUCCCGUGCAAAUAGACAAUGUGCAUUUGAUCGCAAAGAAAGACGAGAAAGGUCAGUAUUCCUUAACGAUAAAGAAUGCCACUGUUGAAGAUGCUGGGACGUAUUCAUGCAAAGCCACAAACGCUGCUGGAACCGCAGAAACUGAAGCGAAAUUUGCUGUUGAAAAAACUGUUUCGGUUCCUCACUUUACUGAACAGCUUGAAGAACUUUCAGUAGUGCAAGGAGAAACUGCUACUCUUAAAGUGUCUGUUGAAGGAAGUCCUCAACCUGAAGUAACAUGGAUGAAAUCUGGCGUCCCCGUUAAUAUUGACAAUGUCAAUAUUAUAGCAAAGGAGGAUGAAAAGGGACAUUAUAGCCUAAUUAUAAAGAAAGCCACUGCCGAAGAUGCUGGUACAUACUCUUGCAAGGCUACAAAUGCUGCUGGAACCGCAACCACAGAAGCGAAGUUCGCUGUCGAAGAAACCGUUUCGGUUCCUCACUUUACUGAACAACUUGAAGAACUUUCAGUAUCGCAAGGAGAAACUGCGACUCUUAAAGUAUCUGUAGAGGGAACUCCACAACCGGAGGUGACAUGGCUAAAAGCUGGCGUUCCCGUGCAAAUAGACAAUGUGCAUUUGAUCGCAAAGAAAGACGAGAAAGGUCAGUAUUCCUUAACGAUAAAGAAUGCUACUGUUGAAGAUGCAGGGACGUAUUCAUGCAAAGCCACAAACGCUGCAGGAACCGCAGAAACUGAAGCAAAGUUUGCUGUUGAAAAAACCGUUUCGGUUCCUCACUUUACUGAACAGCUUGAAGAACUUUCAGUAGUGCAAGGAGAAACUGCCACUCUCAAGGUUUCCGUCGAAGGAAGCCCUCAACCUGAAAUAACGUGGACGAAAUCUGGCGCGCCUGUAAAUAUCGACAAUGUUCAUAUCAUAGCAAAGGAGGAUGAAAAGGGACACUAUAGCUUAAUUAUAAAGAAAGCCACUGCCGAAGAUGCUGGUACA
This is a messenger RNA of Enterobius vermicularis (human pinworm), 8997 nucleotides long. The record is from the annotation of a GenBank genome assembly. Lineage: Eukaryota; Metazoa; Nematoda; Chromadorea; Rhabditida; Oxyuridae.